This is a messenger RNA of Stegastes partitus (bicolor damselfish), 4392 nucleotides long. RefSeq names its product protein crumbs homolog 1-like. The transcript has 13 exons. Gene Ontology annotation, molecular function: calcium ion binding. Bases 1 to 4392 code for a protein of 1463 amino acids. Lineage: Eukaryota; Metazoa; Chordata; Actinopteri; Pomacentridae. The record is from RefSeq and is a predicted model, not a curated record.
AUGGACUUUGGAAGACCUUGGUCCAGAUAUCAGAGGACGGUGCUGAUCACCAUGAUGAUGUUCAAACUGGGCUUCCUGUGUACAGCAGCAGCAGACAAGUGUUUAUCAUCUCCCUGCUACAAUGGUGCCACAUGUCUCGACCACCUGGGAGACUAUGUAUGCCUGUGCCCCAAAGGACCCGUGUGGUACAUGGGCAAAAACUGUGAUGAGCUGUAUGAUGCCUGCAUCAUGGCACCUUGUACCAACUGCACCAGCACACCUGGGACUGAUAAUUUCACCUGCCACUGCCCAGACGGCUUCACAGGGCUCAACUGCACCCAGGAUAUAGAUGAAUGUCAGAGCAACCCCUGCAAGGGUAUUAAGUCCUAUUGUGUCAAUGGACUCAAUGGCUAUUUGUGUCACUGUCCCAUUGGAUUUGGGGGGGGGGACUGCCAGGGCAAUGUGACCACUUGUUCAGAGGAAACAUGCCAGAACGGUGGCAAAUGUAUAGACAUCCCUGACAUUGGGCCUCGGUGCCAGUGUGCUGCUGGGUACCAGGGAACAAACUGUGAGGAAAACACUGAUGAGUGCCACUCUGAGCCCUGUCAGAAUGGAGCCAUCUGUAAAGACGGGGUCAAUGCCUACCAGUGUUUCUGUGUGCCUGGAUUUCAAGGCUACCACUGUGACUUGGACAUCAACGAGUGUGCCUCCCGACCUUGUCAAAACAAUGGCACAUGUUUGGAUGAGGUGGAUCACUACAGGUGUGACUGCGCUCCAGGCUUUAAAGGGAUUAACUGUGAAGUGGAGAUCGAUGAGUGUGAGGUCCAUCCUUGCCAGAACGGCGCCACCUGUCGAGACCACGUUGCCAUGUACUCAUGUGACUGCAUGGCCGGCUUCCAGGGCCAAAACUGUGAGGUCAACAUUGAUGAAUGUGCCAGCAUGCCUUGUCUGAAUGAGGGCAAGUGCAUAGAUGGGGUCAGCAGCUAUGAGUGUGACUGUGAAGGGACAGGGUUUGUAGGUGACCAUUGUCAAGAGGAUGUUCCUGAAUGUGCUUCUGACCCCUGCCAGCAUGGAGCCACAUGCUUGGAGGGAAUCAACCAGUACACAUGCCUCUGCUGGCCAGGUUACGAGGGAGAGAACUGCCAAAUAGAUAUAGAUGAGUGUGAGCAGCAUCCCUGUGACAAUGGGGGUGAGUGUUUCCAGCGCUCAAAUGUCCUGAAUUAUGGGAUGCUUCCUGAACUCAGCACAGCUAAUUUCAGCUAUGAAGUGGCUGCUGGUUUCAUCUGCCACUGUCUACAAGGAUUCAUUGGAGACAACUGCUCAGUCAAUGUAGACGAGUGUGAGUCUGCUCCGUGUCAGCAUGGAGGAAGCUGCCAGGAUCUGGUCAACUCUUAUCAAUGUGUUUGUCCAGAUGGCUUCACAGGUGUACACUGUGAGGUGGACAUCGACGAGUGUGACAGCAGUCCCUGCCAGAAUGGUGCCACGUGCGAAGAUGCUGCCAACUCCUAUUGGUGUCACUGCUCUGUGCCAGAGCCAGGCCAGGAGCCCUGGGGUGGGCGAGACUGUGACGUCAGGCUGGUUGGCUGCCAGCAGCACCAGUGUCAGCAUGAAGCAGAUUGUGUUCCCAUCCUAACAGACUAUGGCGUACACAGUUACACCUGCCUGUGUCCGCCUGGCUGGACUGGAGAACGCUGCAACACCUCCACCACCUUCUCCUUCAACUCUGAGGGCUACGUCCACAUGCAGCUGCCUGUUCUGAAGAACAGGACAAAGCAACAGAUGGAUGAAUACAACCAGGGGCUUCACAUGCAGCUUCGAUUCAGGAGCACUCUGCCUAACAUGGUGCUGUACUAUCGGGGCACCCUGGAGCGCUUUAUCUCCCUGGAGCUUGCUGAGGGCUCCCUCCAGGCCAAGGUGAAAUCAGGGAAGGUUUUACAGGCCAUUUACCCCGGCCGAGUCAAUGAUGGAGAAUGGCACCAGGUCACUGUGACCAUGGAUGAGAGACUGGUUCUGACUGUAAAAGGACAUGGCUGUGAUCAGGGUUGCCAGGUGAAAAAUGAGGGUCACAAUCAUCUAAUCUUUCUUCAACCCAGCUCCUUUCAACAGCUGUAUGUAGGAGGGGCACCACAGGAAUAUUUGGCCAACUUGUCCAGUAGAAAGGGCUUCCUUGGCUGUAUGGAAGACCUUCAGGUUGACCAUAAGCUGCUGCUGCCUCAGGAUCUCAUCAGAGAGGAGAAUACGGGCUUGGAACUGGGAUGUACCAAAAAAGACUGGUGUCAGGAUGACCCAUGCAUGCAGCAUGGACAGUGUAUGGACAUGUGGAUUCAUGCCAGCUGUUACUGUCAUCGACCCUACUACGGACAACACUGUGAAAAAGAGUUCCCAUCCUGGACACUCGGCCAUGAGAACACGACCAGCUAUUCUGCCUUCAACAUCUCUGAAACCCAUGGAGACAACUUUACUAUUUCCUUCUUAAUACGCUCCCUUAAACAUAACGGCCUGCUCCUGCAGUUCUGCCGAGAAGAAAAGCCCUACCUGACCAUCUAUCUAAAGGAAGGCACUGUUGCUAUCUACAGCCCUCACACCACACUAUUGACAGAAGCCAAUUUAGUCACUGAUGGGAAUAACAACUUGGUGACUUUAAAGGUUAACUAUGGCCAUGUGGUCUUCCCCAAAGCAGGGAAUCAUCGAGCCUUAGGGAACGUGAGUAUAGAGGCCGGGGAUGUAGUGUAUGUUGGAGGGCUGCCUGCAGGCAAGAAUAUGAACGCAUGGGGUGGAAACUUCAAGGGCUGCUUGCAGGACAUUCGACUGGACCACAAGCAUCUGGCCACUGAGGAUUACCCAGAGGGGGAAGAGACUUACCAAGCAAGCAUAGAAGAGAACAUGCUGUUGGGAUGCAAAAGUGAUAACACAUGCAAGGAUGAGCCCUGUUUCAAUGGUGGACAGUGUCAGGUCACCUGGAAUGACUUCAGGUGUGACUGCUCCAUUAACUACUCAGGUCGGCUGUGUGAGACACGUUUGUGGUGCAUCGACAAGCCUUGUUUUGACGGAGUGCGCUGUAUGGAUCUACAGGAUGGUUAUGAGUGUUUAACUGAAGCCAUUUUUCAGGACAACUCUCUUCAGUAUGUUGCCAACAGCUCCCUUAUGAUUCCUGUAACCAGCAUCACCAUGGACAUACGAACGCGUGAUGAGAAUGGGAUUUUGUUGCGGGCCGAGAGCAGAGCUGAGGUCUUCUGCCUGGGUCUGCUCAACUCUAGUCUGCUGGUCAAACUGGACAGUGGAGCUGGUGCAGAGCUUCUGGCCUUCACAAGUGACAGGACCAUCGCCGAUGGGGCGUGGCACCACAUCCAACUCACCAUGGCGGACCCUACACAGCUAGUGUCCCGCUGGCGCCUCACAAUAGAUGGGCAGAGAGCUGGCGGCAGCUUUGGAGUUAGUGGCAACCUCAACUUCCUCAAUGACACUAACAUCUGGCUUGCAGAAAAAUACACUGGAUGUUUAGGGGAGGUGAGAGUGGGUGGUGUCUACCUGCCACUCAUAAACGUACAAGUUGCACCUCAGAUGAGCCGGUUCUCCAGACUGGGUGGACACGAGCCAAUCAUAGGAUGCCAAGGUGCACCAAUUUGUGAUUCCCAACCUUGUCUCAACCAGGGCCAGUGUCAGGACCAGUUUAAUGAGUUUAACUGCAGCUGCAGCUCUGGCUGGGAGGGGGAGCUAUGUGAAACAGAGAUAAAUGAGUGUUCUUCAGCUCCCUGUGUCUAUGGUACAUGUAAAGACCUCUUGGCUGACUACCAGUGUGACUGCGAACCUGGAUACACAGGGAAAGACUGCAAGGAUGAGGUGGACAACUGCCUGGAAUUCAGCUGUGUGAACGGAGGAGUCUGUUUGGAAACGUUGGGAACUCACACAUGUUCAUGUCCUCCUGGCUACAUCGGCAAGCGCUGCCAGUGGCGUUUCCCUCCAGUCUCAUGUGAUGCAAACACAAAAUGUCUUAAUGGAGGGGUUUGUAUAGGAGCUGACUCUGGAGGCAACUGCACUUGCAAGCCAGGAUACACAGGUGCCAGGUGUGAGACGGAAAUAGACGAGUGUGAGUCCAAUCCUUGUCUCAACGGUGCCACCUGUCUGGACAGACUUAACCACUUUCAGUGUUUGUGUGUGCCGGGAUUCAGCGGAAUGCUGUGUGAGAGCAAUAAAGAGGAGCAUAAGGAGCGAAUUCCCUGGCUGGCAGUGACCAUCCCGCUGACCACGCUGUGUGUCUUACUGGUCAUCCUGGUGGUGUUUUUCCUCAUCAUGACAGCACGAAAGAAGCGUCAGUCAGAAGGCACAUAUAGCCCCAGUUCACAGGAGGUGGCUGGUGCAAGGCUGGAAAUGGGCAGUGUCCUCAAAGUGCCCCCAGAGGAGAGGCUGAUCUGA